GUAAAAAUUAAUAAUUUUUGAAUUUACUAUUUCCUAAUGGAAGAAGCUUUGGAAAAAUUAAAAAAUAUUAAGCAGAGGAGAUAUUCUGGAGAGGAUGAUGAAGAGAUGCAGUUUCAUGGAACUGAUAGGUAAGAAAUCUAUUUAAAACUACCUUAGAAAUGAAUAUGAUGAUUCAGAUGAUGAAAACAGAAAAAUUAAUAAAGAAAAAUCAAGCAAAUAAUAAGGAAGAAGGAGGAUAUUUAGUUCAAGAAAGAGGGGAGGAAUCUAAACAAUCUGAUAGAAGAAGCCUGACCAUCCAUGACUUCGACUUCUUAUCCACCCUUGGAACUGGUACUUUUGGAAGAGUUAGACUGGUAAAAUUCAAACAUGAUCCUAAAUGCGACCCAAUGGCUUUAAAGAUGCUUAAAUAAGACUGAAAUUAUUCGUCUUAAACAAGUAGACCAUGUCAGGAGCGAAAAGAAGAUUUUGGAAACAAUUCGUCAUCCUUUUAUUGUCCAGCUCCAGGGCACUUUCCAGACAGAAAGCCACGUGUUUAUGCUCCUUGAUUAUGCAUGUGGAGGAGAACUCUUCUCACUCUUAAGAAGAGAAGGAAGGUUUGCUAAUGAUGUUGCUCUGUUCUUUGCAACAGAAAUUGUGCUUGCUUUUGAAUAUCUCCAUUCCAAAGACAUUGCUUAUAGAGAUCUGAAGCCUGAAAAUCUACUUGUUGACAAAGACGGUCAUGUAAGAAUUACUGACUUUGGAUUUGCUAAGGUUGUCAAGGACAAAACAUUUACAUUAUGAGGAACUCCUGAGUAUCUUGCUCCAGAGAUUAUCCAAAGUAAAGGACACACCAUCUAUGUUGAUUGGUGGGCCUUGGGUGUCCUGAUCUUUGAAAUGCUUGCAGGGUAUCCUCCAUUCUACGACGAUAACCCCCUAGGCAUCUACCAGAAAAUCCUAGAUGGGUAUUAUGAAUUCCCUCCUUACGUUGAGUCUAAAGCGAGAGAUCUCAUCAAAGCUUUUCUCACUGCAGAUAAAUCCAUCAGACUAGGAUGCAACAGAGGUUCUGAAGAAGUGAAAGAGCAUAAGUGGUUCAAAGGUGUUGACUGGGAUGUAGUUAAUUCAAGAGAAAUCCCUCCUCCAUGGGUUCCAAAGAUUAGAAACAACACAGACACACAGUAUUUCGAGAAGUAUCCUGACUCAGUCGAGACUCCUUCAGUUCCAACCAAGACUCAGCAAGAUUAUUUCUCAUAUUUCUAACUUUGGUGGUCUGUUUCAAUUA
This is a messenger RNA of Moneuplotes crassus, 1258 nucleotides long. The record is from the annotation of a GenBank genome assembly. NCBI's taxonomy places the organism in Eukaryota, Ciliophora, Spirotrichea, Euplotida, Euplotidae.